AUGCGGAGCGUGGUUGGUGAGCUGCGCUGCCCGGAAAAGCCAGAGUCCGCGGAUGCUCUUCGCUGGUGUGCCCCUUCCUGGUCGCCUCUGUUGGGCUCUGGGAGUUCCCGGAGCAUCAUAGCGUGGAAGGCGUGGUCGGUCACGUCCACCAUCCCGCCUCUCCCCGCCUCCGGCGCUCUCCGCACGCGCUGUAGGGGCUCAGAGGGUCCGAGCGCCCUGGACCCGGGGCUGGACUGUCCAGCUGUUGUCGGGAGGACCCCAGUUGGGCUGAACUCCGGGUGCCUGCUGUCUUCAGGCAGAGGUUGGGGACGUCAGGACCGUGGCGGUCUCCGGGCGUUGUACAGGGAACGCCCUUUAAGUAGAGGCGAGGUGGUUUCUCCGGGUGUCUUCCCGGCCCCGCCCGGCGCCCGCAGCGGGAGCUCGGGCGAGGUUCCAGCCCACGGAGACUGGAGCGGGCCGCCGACCCCGGGGCUGGAGGCGAGACGUCGGCGGUGGCUGCUCAUCUUGCCCGCAGCGGAGGCGGCCGGCGGGGCUCGCUCCUCACCGCGGCUCAUGCACUCCGGGAGUUCGGAGCAUGGUCCCGGGUCGCCGCCGGUGGAGCGUGGACGCUCAGAGGGAGGAUGGUGGGGUGGGGUGGGGGUGGGGGCGGCGAUUCUCUGUCUGUGGGUCUCCCGCGGCGCGGCCACCGGACAGCUCGAGUACAAAGUGUCAAAGGAGACGGAGCGGGGCUUAGUGGUAGGCUAUGUCGCCACGGGCUUGAGGCUGCCAGCGGUUUUGUCCUUAAGGAACUUUCGCCUCCUUUCCAGCCAGGGCGAGCCCUACCUCGGGGUGGAGCUGGCCAGUGGUAGCUUGGUGGUCCAGGAGCAGGCAGACCGCGAGCAGCUGUGCAAGGCGAAAGCUGCCUGCGUGCAUCUUGAGCUAUGAGCUCAUGUUCGAGGACCCCUCGAGCUGCACAAGAUGAACGUUCAUGUCCUGGACGCCAGUGACAACUCACCCCUCUUCCCUGCUGGCGUCGUGCAGCUGGACAUCCCUGAGUACCUGACGCCCAGAGCCUGCUUUCCUGUCUGGAAUGCCCAGGAUGGGGACGAAGGAAGCAACGAGGUGCUAAGAUACAGCCCCAGCCCCAGCCCGUACUUUCUGCUGGUCAUGGGGUCGUGGGUUAAAGGCAGCGAAUACCCGGAGCUGGUGUCAGAGAAAGCUCUGGAUCUGGUGCUCACGGCUCGGGAUGGCAGGUGGUGACCCGGGGAUGUGCAAGUCUCCAUCAUCGUGGUGGACGCAAAUGACAAUGCCUCUGUGUUGGAUCGCUCCAUGUACUGCACCAUGGUUCCAGAGGUUGCACCCAAUGCCUCGGAUCCAGAUGAGGGCUCCAGUGGGGAAGUGUGGUACUCUUUAAGCAAUGUGAGUAGGGCCACGGCAUCACUUUCACGUGUACCUUGGAGUGGGGAGGUGCGGGUAGCCACGCCACUGGGUCCACCAGAAAUGCUCUUGGAGGCAUACCUCGAGUCAAGGGAUGCGGGCACCUUUGGCCUCGAGCUGCUGGUGGAGGUGGCCCACGUGAACGACCAUGCCUCUGAAGUGAGCUUCAUAACUGUGUACAGCCCGGUCCCCGAGGACGACGCCCCUGGCACGGUGAUUGCCCUCCUUAGUGUGAGGGACAAGGACCUCGGCCCCAGUGGUAGGGUCAUUUGCAGCAUGUCCAGCAGUGGCUCCUUUCAGCUGAAGGCUUCCUUUGACAGCUGCUGCAGCCUGCUGACAGAUGGGCCGCUGGACUGGGAGCAGAGGAGCGAGUACCAGGUCCUCCUUGACACCUCGGACGUUGGCUCGCCCCCACUUAGCUCACGAAGGACACUGGCUGUGUCAGUCCCUGCCAUGAAUGACAACACGCCAAGCUUCUCUCAACUACAGCAGGAGGUUUACGUGGCUGAAAACAGCAGUCCUGGGGCCUCUCUAGGCCGGGUGUUUGCCCAGGACCUGGAUCUGGGGAAGAACAGCCUUAUUUUUUAUGAGCUAUUGGAUGCCAUCUCGGAAGGAACACCAGCUUCUAGCUUGGUGGCAGUGGAAUCAUCCAGCGGAGCCAUCACCGCCACAACUUCCUUUGACUUUGUGCGGCUCUGGAGGUUUCAGUUCCGAGUGCAGGGCUGGGACGGCGGCAUUCCCGCCACAAGUGCAACGGUGACUGUACAUGUGUUUGUGGCAGGCAGGAAUGACAAUGCUCUGGUCAUCUUGCUUCCCUUGCCCAGAAAUGGCUCAGUCCCAGUGGAAGUUGUGCCCCACUCUGCCAGAACUGGACACUUGGUCACCAAAGUGGUAGCAGAGGACACAGACAGUGGUUCCAGUGCCUGGCUUUCCUACCGCAUCUCCCAGGCUUCAGACGCCAGCCUUUUCAGAAUUUCAGCCAACAAGGGAGAGCUCUGCACCACCCGCUCGGUUCUUCCCACUGACGGGGCAGAGAGGGUGGAGGUAGCAGUUCAGGACCACAGGGACCCACUGUUUUCUUCCUCUGUGGCUUUGGGGGUGCUCUUGAGUGAAUCAGUCCCUCAGGUCCUUCCAGACUUUGAAGAUGUCUGGGAACUAGGAGGGCAGCUUUCUGCCCAGAUUCUGUAUCUAAUAGUUGCCCCAGCCUGUAUUUGCCUUUUCUUUCUGGAGUGCUUGCUUUUCUUUGUGUGUAUCCAGUUGAGCCGGAACCCAGGCUGUUGCCAUCAGAGGUGUUGCUCUAAGCAGGUGGCUUUUGGUUCUUUCAUGGCAUCAGCCACAAUAGAUAUCACUACAGUGGAGAGAUCUUCUCAGACUUAUCUCUUCUGCGCUGCUCUGGGACUUGGCUCUGGUAAUGACCGUUUGCUGUUGUGGGAGUACAGUGCUGCCGACCUGAGCAGUCUGGCUAUAGGUGUAGGACUGAACUUGCCAAUAUCCUUUAUUCAGAUAUGGAGUAGGAAAGGGGGCAGCAGUGCCACGGGAAGCGAAUUUUUAUGGGAUUGAAUUCUUGUGAUCGGGAGAUGACUGCUAGCUGUGUUCAGAAACACUUCUUAGAUGAACCUGUGGUAAUAUCUGAUCAACUGAAUUGAACACACCUUCUCAGCAUCCCUGAUAAUAUUUAACAGCUUUAAACAAAAUUAUACCUCUGAGAUAUAAAUUUUGACUUACCAUUUGCAAUGGAAAGAACUGGAAAAAAAUUUUAGAGAUCUUAUUUAUUACUUUGAGAGGUAGAGUUACACAGAGAGGGAGAGACAGAGAGGUCUUCCAUCCACUGCUUCACUCCCCAAAUGGCCACAAAGGCUGGAGCUGGGGUAUUCUGAAGCCAGGAGCUUCUUCAGGGUCUCCCAUGUGGGUGCAGGGGCCCAAGCACUUGGGCCAUCUUCUACUGCUUUCCCAGGUCAUAGCAGAGAGCUGUAUCAGAAAAGGCGCAGUCGGGAAUAGAAUCAGCACCCAUAUGGGAUGCGGAUGCCGCAGGUGGAGGCUUAGCCUGCUACACCACAGCGCCAGCCCCUGGAAAAAGUUUUUACAUAGUAGUGUGGCAAGAAUGCAUGAGACAUUUACUGAACAACUUAUUAAGUAGUCCACGUAAAAGUUAUAGUUUGGACAUAGCAAUGUUGUAUUAAUGUAUGGUUCUGGAAUUAGAGCAGUUCCUUUUUUGCAGGUUUUAUAGGGUAUUUUCCACUCUGCAGUGUCAUUUGUUAACAGAGUGGCAAAAUGGUUUUUGGCAUUCUAUGUGUUUUUACUUAUAAGCAUACAUUCCAUAAGUAGACUUUCCCAUAGGUUAAUUAGAUUUUGUAUGUUUACUUUGAAGCUGUUAACUACUUCAAAAACCUUUUGGAGUGCUGUGACUAAGGAAGCUUACAUAGCAUUUGAAGUAUACCCAAGUUUUAAAAAAAAAUGUAGACAGCAUUACAGCACUUGUUAUGUAAUAGAGAACCUCAAACCUGUAAGACAGAAAGGAAAAGAGCAUUGUACCUCGAGUGGACAGAGGGAGAAGCAGUGACUGGGGGAAAUGUCAGUGGGAAAGUAUUGACAACUUGUCUGAUAAUGUUGAGCACCCAUUGAUUUUUGUAGUCUCCAAUAUUUGCAGGGCAAUGAUAAUAUUCCAGAGACUGAAUACACUUAGCUGUGUUGGAAUGAAGGUGGGCUAAAUUGCUAAAAGGUUUUUACGUUGUUCAAAUGUAUAUCAUGUGAGUAUCAGAAAUAUCAAUAUUUGGCAGAACAUCAAAGGAAUAUGGUUCACACUCCAGAUUCUAACUGACUAAAGUAUUACAGGAAAUGAGGAAUUUGUUGGUAAGAGUUAUUCUUAAAAAAAAAAAAAAAGCCAAGUGAUAAAGGUGGCCACUCAUUUUAUUCCCAAUUGUAAUGGAUGGUUUAAGAGAAUGGUUCAGGAUAUAAAUUAAUUAUGUCUUUUUAAUGCUGUGUUUAUAUAUAUAAAAAGAAAGGAUAAGGAUAAAAAUUUCUUUCUCAGGGUGGUGUUGUGGUGAAUGCAGGGGGUUAGGCUGCUGUGUGGGGUGCAUACAUGCCAAAUCAGGCUAUCUGGCAUUAAGCACUUCCAUUGCUUCCCAUCCAGCUUGCUGCUGGUGUGCCUGGGAGGCAGCAGAUAAUGGCUCAAGUACUCAGGUACCAGCCAGCUAUGAGGGAGACCAGGAUAGAGACACAGGUUCCUGCUUCAGCCUGGCUCAGGCUGUUGCAGGCAUUUGCAGGGUAAACCAGCAGAUGGAAGACCUCUCCUUCUCUCCCUCUGUCACUCUGCCUUUCAAACGAAAAAACUCUGCCUCAAACAGAAGGUCAUUCUAUGUCUUUAUCUGGAAAUUGGUUUGGAAUCUAGGAAUGAAUAUACAGUCUUAUAUUCUCCUGUGCAGCAGUGAAACAGAAAAACUUUCUCUUCCAUUCCAAAUUCAUGCUGUUCCUACAGCCAUCUGGUUGCCAUCUACAUAUACUCUGUUUUCAUAGUAGAAUUCUAAUAACAUAUCCUCAGAAAUAUACUUUCUAAGUCAGGCACAUAAUGGUUAUUCUUUAGAAUCUGUAAGCAAAGAAUAUAGCUGUUUUGUUUAGACUCAAAAUGAUGUUCAUUCCAAAUACAAACAACCAACUGGGGCCUGCAUUGUUGUAGCAGGCUAAGCCUCUGCCUAGAUGUCAAUAUCCCAUAUUUGAGUGCCAGUUCUCAUCCUGAUUGCUGCUCCAAUUCCUAUUGAGCUCCCUGCUGCCACACCUGGGAAAGAAACAGGUGAUGGCCCAAGUACUUGGGUCCCUGCCACGCACAUGGGAGACCCACAUGAAGCUUUUGACUUCUGCCUGGCUCAGCCCCAGUUGUGUGACCAUUUGGGUGGUGAACCAGUGGAUGAAAGAUAUUCUCUGUCUCUGUCUCUAUCUGUAUCUCUCUCUCUAUCUCUUUCUCUCUCUGAGUGUGUGUGUGGGGGGGUGUGACUCUGCCUUUCAAGUAAAUACAUCUGAAAAAAGAACAACACCACAAAAUCCAACCAAAAAAGAAAUUUCAGUGGUGGGUUUUUGAGUCUGUGUUCACCAGUCAAGAUGGGUUUGUCGUUUCUUAUCAGGACUUGCUAUCCAGGUUAUGCUGGUCCUGUUAAGUACGUCAGAAGUUUCUCUCCCCAUCUCUGUCUCUCUAGUUACCUCUGUCCCUUUCUCGAACUCCUUUUUUCUGAUCUCUGGACGUGUUUGUUAAGACUGGUGAGGGAGCUUUCUUAAACAUUUGGUGGAAUUCACUGGUGAACCUCUUAGGGAAUCCAGUUUUCCUGGUGGGAAGGUUUGAAUCAUGAAAUCAUUUGUCUUUAUUAUUAACAGAAUUAUUCACAUUUUUACUCUUCUAGUUUUUGUAGAUUUUAUUUUUCAGAAAUAUGUUCAUCUCACCUAAACUUUCAAAUAUUUUGCCACCAGGUUGUAGAAAACGUGUUCUCUUCAGAGUCUGCAGUGUCUGCAGUGAUUUUGCCCUUUUCAGUCCUGCUAGUCAGUUUUAGCACUUUUCAUGAUUAGACUUAGAAGUGGUUUAUUAAUUACCUUUUCAAAGCUAACUUUUGGUUUUGGGGAGUAUAAUUCUUAUGUAUUUGCUUUCUGUUUUAUUAAUUUCUACUCUUUUUUCCUUCCUCAUAUUUUCUUUGCAUUCAUUAUGUUGUUCCUUUAUAGUUUAUUUAGUUUACUGAUUUUCAACCUUUUGUUGUUUGUUUUCUAAAAAGUUUUAUUUAGGAGACCUGUGCUGUGGCAUAGCAGGUAAAGACACUGCCUGCAGUGCUGGCAUCUCAUAUGGACACUGGUUCGUGUCUUGGCUGCUCUACUUCCAAUCCAGCCCUCUUCUAUGGCCUGGGAAAGCAGUAGAAGAUGGCCCAAGUCCUUGGGCCCCUGCACCCACAUGGGAGGCCCAGAAGAAGCUCCUGGUUCCUGGCUUUGGACUGACCCAGCUCCAGCUUUUGCAGCCAUUUGGGGAGUGAACCAGUGGAUGGAAGACCUCUUUUUCUCUGUAACUCUGCCUUUCAAAUAAAUAAAUAAAAAAGAAAAGAAAAAAAUAUGAAUCACUCAUCUGCUGGUUUUCUCCCCAAAUGCCUGCUUGCAACAGCUAGGGCUAAGCCAGGAGACAGGGGCCAGAAACUCCAUCUAGGUCUCCCACAUGGGUAGCAGAGACCCAGUUCCUUGAGCCAUCAUCUGCUGCCUUCCAGGCUUAUUCGAAGGAAGCUGGAUUGGAAGUAGGGGUGUGACUCACUCCCAGGCAUUCUUUAGGGAAUGCAGGCAACUUAAGUGUCAACUUAGUCUGCUCUGUUGCAACACCCACUCCAAACUUUUGUUGUUGCUGAUGUAUGAGUUUAAAGGUGUAACUUUUCUACCCAGCGUGCUAUUAAGUGUCUUGAAUAACUUUUUUUUAAAUUUAUUUGACAGAUAGAGUUAGACAGUGAGAGAGACAGAAAGAUCUUCCUUCCGUUGGUUCAUCCCCCAAAUGGCUGCCGCAGCCGGCAUGCUGCACUGAUCCGAAGCCAGGAGCCAGGUGCUUCCUCCUGGUCUCCCAUGCGGGUGCAGGGGCCCAAGCACCUGGGCCAUCCUCCACUGCCCUCCUGGGCCACAGCAGAGAGCUGGACUGGAAGAGGAGAAACCGGGACUAGAACCCGGCACCCAUAUGGGAUGUUGGUGCUGCAGGUGGAGGAUUAACCAAGUGAGCCAUGGUGCUGGCCCCAAAUAACUUUUAUUCUUAAAAAUUUUAAUUGAAGUACUGAUGCCAUAGACAGGAGUGUCAAUUGGUAAAGUCAACAACAGGAGUCACUGUGCACUUACUCCUCAUGUAGGAUCUCUAUCCUUAAUGUGCUGUACAUUGAGAUUUAAUGCUAUAAUGAGUACUCAAACAAUAUAUUUCACUUUGUGUUUCUAUGGGGGUGCAAACUGUUGAAAUCCUUACUUAAUGCAUACUAAACUGAUCCUCUGUAAAAAAAAAAAAGAAAAGAAAAAAAAAAAAGAAAUUAUCAAUUCCCAACUUGACUCUCACUGGGAUUAAACAUGACAAUAGGUCUGCUCUGAUUUCAUCAUCAUUUAAAAAAAUCAUCUAUUAUUUUUCACUUUAUGUUUCUGUGUGGGAGCAAACUGUUGAAAUCCAUACUUAAUGUAUACUAAGCUGAUCUUCUGUAUAUUAAGAUAAUCGAAAAUGAA
Oryctolagus cuniculus (rabbit) is the source of this 7620-nucleotide messenger RNA. Lineage: Eukaryota; Metazoa; Chordata; Mammalia; Lagomorpha; Leporidae. The record is from RefSeq and is a predicted model, not a curated record.